Molecule: messenger RNA, 1706 nt
Organism: Xiphophorus hellerii (green swordtail)
Lineage: Eukaryota; Metazoa; Chordata; Actinopteri; Cyprinodontiformes; Poeciliidae
Exons: 5
Coding region: 265-942 (225 amino acids)
Biological process (GO): regulation of neuroinflammatory response
Molecular function (GO): signaling receptor activity
Source: RefSeq, a predicted model, not a curated record
UGAUUUUUAAGCAAACCUCUGACCCAUCAUGACAUUCAAACUGUAAUGCUGAGAUGUGCAGAGAUAAUUCUGGUUUGUGUUCUGUUGUUUCAAAGUGAAGCCGUCAUGCAGACGCAUUUCCCUUCCAGAAAAAGUGUCACAUCCUCUUGAACCACUUUGAGAGAUGAGAAUUUGUGGCUUGAGUCGCCCAAUAAAAGUUCAGAGGACAGUUGAGACGACCUCAGUUCAGAGCAGCAGCAGAUGUUGCAUCGAUAAGCUGGUCAGAUGGAUGCAGUGAGAGUCGGCCUUUUACUGCUACUGCCAUGUGUUGCAUGCUUUAUGAACGGCAAAGGGACUCUUGUGAAAACAAUCGGGAAAGAAUCUGAAUUCACUCCAAUCUGCACCAACGAAACAUCAAAUAUCAUCAUGUUGAUCAUUUGUAAGAUCAGAACGGAGAGAAGCGGUGGAGAGCAGUGCAGUCUGCGGUAUAAGAACGAAGGCGACUUUGUUCAUGAGUGUGACUCCAGGUUUUCACUAAAAACCAGGAAUCAAACUGUGUUUCUGCACCUGACCAGUUUAACAGCAGCUGAUAGUGGGAACUAUUCCUGUGAGUGUUCAAAUCUUGAUGGAACAUAUUUUCUUCAUCUCAGCAUCACAGUAAAUGGCUCAUUUCCUAAUAAUAAUUCAUCAGAUGAAGUUUGGAGCCAGUCUGCAGGAGUGACUCUUCCUUCUGCUUUGACUGCUGCAGUUCUCUUAAUUUUCAUAGUUUCAGUUAUUCUGGGAUUUAUUCACAGAAGACAUCCACAUCGAGGGCAACCAGAAUCAUGCAGACAUAAUCUAGAGGAGGACUUGACUGAAAUUGAGCCGUACAGCUCCUACACUCAGAAGGAAAAUUCGCUUUAUUCAACAGGCAUAUUGUACAGCUGUCAAAUUAAUUCUGACUAUUCAAAUAUUUUCACUUGAACAGACAACUUUGCCUUCACUGCCUUUGGCUGUCGUUUAAUUUGUGUUUAUGGUAAUUUCCUUGUGGUUUAUUUAUGUUCAAUACAUCUUGCCAUACUCAGUAAAUUUCCUUGUAUUCAUUAAUGUUGGAAUGUUGUUGCCAUAUAAGCUAAUUCCUUUGUGUUUCAUUUCUUGUUGUGUUCUGUUAUUUGUGCAAUUGGAUUUAGUUCUCUGAGAUCACUGUUGAUCUUUUCCACUUGAUUUGUAGUUUAUCUCGGUUGUAGUUUCUGUUCCUGGACUUCCUCUCUCAGUUUCUCCGUUUUCUGCUUGCCUCAGCUGUACAACAUCAACUUUGAUUGGUUCAUCUGGUUUAUCUGUCAUUUUCCACUGCCGCAGUACAAAAGCUCGCUGGUUCUCAUUGCUCAUUGCUGGACUCUUCAGUUACACUUCUCUUUCUCGUCCAUCAGUUCCAUUUUCCUUUCUCUUUUAUAGGGAUUUUUAAUUUUAUUUAAUUUUUUUCCCAUCAUUAAAAACUCUCAACUCAGCAACUAGAACAUUUUGUUCAACUUAAUGUUAGAUGAUGGCCAUUUUUUUUUUUAUUGUGUUCUUUAAUAAAGCAGAAGUAAAUAUCUGUUUUUACUGCAUUGAGUUUUAUGAUGAGUGAACUACUGUCUGAUGUCCACCAGGUGGCUCUCUCGCCUUAUUUCAAGUUUUUAAUUCGUCCACUGGAAUGGACAUGAUAUUUUUCUCGGAUUAAACCAAUAAAAAAAUGAAGGAAUUUGUUA